AUGUACACCUCUUCCCAGCACGUGCCGGAGAGGAAUCAGGAUGCGACCAUCUAUGUCGGGAACAUCACUGAGAAGUGCACGGAGGAGAUCCUGUGGGAGCUGUUCCUGCAGGCAGGGCCUGUCGUGAAUGUGCACAUACCCAGGGACAAAGUCACUACCGUGCACUCCGGCUUCGGGUUUGUUGAGUUCAGGUCGGAGGAAGAUGCCGAAUACGCGAUCAAGAUUAUGAACAUGAUAAAGCUACACGGACAGCCGCUGCGACUGAACAAGAAAGCCAGCGGAGAGAUCAAAGUGCUCGAUGUUGGGGCGAACCUUUUCAUCGGAAAUUUGGAGCCCGAGGUAGAUGAGAAGCUCCUGUACGAUACGUUCUCUGCUUUCGGCGUGAUCGUGGGCAACACGCCCAAGUGUAUGCGCGACCCUGAGACCGGGCAGUCGAAGGGGUUUGCGUUUGUCAACUACGAUUGUUUCGAAGCUGCUGAUAUGGCGAUCGAGGCGAUGAACGGACAAUAUCUGUGCGGUAGACCGAUCUCAGUGCAGUACGCAUACAAGAAGGACGGGUCGAAGGGCGAGCGGCACGGAAGGUGGGAGAGAAGGAAGAUGGGGGAGGAGAAGGCAGAGGAGAGAUGCUGA
Molecule: messenger RNA, 630 nt
Organism: Guillardia theta CCMP2712
Lineage: Eukaryota; Cryptophyceae; Pyrenomonadales; Geminigeraceae
Exons: 7
Coding region: 1-630 (209 amino acids)
Biological process (GO): positive regulation of mRNA splicing, via spliceosome
Cellular component (GO): U12-type spliceosomal complex; nucleolus
Molecular function (GO): RNA binding
Source: RefSeq, a predicted model, not a curated record